UUCCUCCUCUCUCUUCCUCUCCCCCAUUUUCGCUCUCCCUCCCUCCCUCCUAACGCACUUUGUGAACUGCUGUUGCAAUGCCGAAGUCCAAAGUUCAGCUACUUGCCUAAGCACACAGAUAAAUAUGAACCUUGGAGAAUUUGCAUUGCUCCAAUGUAAACAGAAAGGCGAGGGUCCCUUUAUCAGGACUGGCUCAGGACAGUGGUGGGGGGCCUAAGGCAGCCUUUUCUCUUUUUUUGGUCUUGGGGAAAUUGGGGGUGGGGGUGCCAAAAGAAGAUCUGCGGCCAUUUCUACUCCGCUGACGGCUGGAUGGCUGACUUUGGAAACAUGAUGUAGCCCCAAAAGGUGUUGAACGCGCAAGUUCCAGGCAAGGAGGACAGCUGGGACCAUGGUCUCCAAACUGACCCAUCUUCAGGUGGAGCUGCUGGGAGCCCUGCUGGAAUCGGGGCUCAGCAAGGAGACCCUGAUCAAGGCUCUGGCGGAGUCCGAAUUGCACCACAGGGACAACCAGCAGCUCGGUGGAGCCCUCCAAGUGGAUAAGGGGGAGCCUUGUAGCGAGAUGAUCCCGCAUCUCCCCAAUGGAAUGGGGGAGUCCAGGAUGUCAGAGGAGGAGACCUCAGACGAUGGGGAAGACUUCACUCCUCCAAUCAUGAAGGAACUGGAAAACCUGAGCCCAGAAGAAGCUGCUCACCAGAAAGCCGUGGUGGAGAGAUUAUUACAGGAGGAUCCCUGGAGGGUGGCAAAGAUGGUGAAGUCCUACCUCCAGCAGCACAACAUCCCUCAACGGGAGGUGGUGGACACAACGGGCUUGAACCAGUCCCACCUCUCCCAGCAUCUCAACAAGGGCACCCCCAUGAAGACCCAGAAGAGAGCUGCCCUGUACACCUGGUACGUUCGCAAGCAACGAGAGGUGGCCCAGCAAUUCACCCAUGCCGGCCAGGGCCUCAUGGUGGAGGACCCGAUGGGGGAGGAGCUCCCGGUCAAGAAGGGCCGGAGGAACCGGUUCAAGUGGGGCCCGGCGUCACAGCAGAUCCUCUUCCAAGCCUACGAGAGGCAGAAGAACCCGAGCAAGGAAGAGAGGGAGGCUCUGGUGGAGGAAUGCAACAGGGCAGAGUGUCUUCAGCGUGGCGUCUCUCCAUCCCAGGCCCAGGGGCUGGGCUCCAACCUGGUGACCGAGGUGAGGGUUUACAACUGGUUUGCCAACCGCCGUAAAGAGGAAGCCUUCAGGCACAAGCUUGCUAUGGACAGCUACAACGGCUCCCAGCCCAGUUCCGUGCCCACUUUGGCCUCUCAUGGGUCCUCUUCUCUCCAAUCGGCAACUCCUCUGUCCCCAAGCAAAGUCCAUGAGCCCUCUCCUCUCCAGCAGCAGCAGCAGCCACAAGGACUCUCCUUCUCGGACCCGGGCAUGAGGUACGGCCAGCAGCCAGUCAGUGAAACCAAUUCCUCCAACAACAGCCAGCACAAUUCCAUCACCACCACCCAGACCAUCCUGCACCAAGUUUCCUCCCCGAGCCUCUGCUCCACCAGCUCAGGACCAGACACCAAGCUGAUCUCUGCUCCAGGGGGCUCGCUCCCCCCCGUCAGUACCCUGACAGCGCUGCACAGCCUGGAGCCCAACCCACACGCCCUGAGCCAUCAAACACAGAACCUCAUCAUGGCCUCCCUCCCGGGGGUCAUGGCCAUUGGCCCUGGAGACACACCUUCGCUUGCACCAACCUUCACCAACACAGGGGCUUCCACCUUAGUCAUUGGUCUGGCUUCCACCCAAGCGCAGAGCGUCCCUAUGAUCAACAACAUGGGCAGCAGCCUCACCACCCUCCAGCCGGUCCAGUUCUCCCAGCAGCUGCACCCAUCCUACCAGCAACCUAUCAUGCAGCAGGUCCAGGGUCACCUCAACCAGAGCCCCUUCAUGGCCACCAUGGCCCAGAUCCAGGCUCCUCAUGCUCUCUAUAGCCACAAGCCAGAGAUGACCCAGUACGCACAUACCAGUCUUCUCCCCCAGACCAUGGUGAUCACAGACACGGCGAACCUCAGUACCUUGGCCAGCUUGACGCCAACCAAACAGAUCUUCACAUCAGACGCAGAGACUCCCACGGAAUCUGGGAUCCCAACGCCAACCAGCCAAUCUUCGGUCCACUUGCAGGGCCAGGAAGGCUCCAUCCAGUCACACCUUCAGUCGGGACCCCGCCUGACCUCCAGCCCUGCCGUCUCGUCCGGCAGUUUGGUCCUUUAUCAGAGCUCCGACUCCUCCAACGGCCACUUGCUGCCCUCCACCCACGGCGUGAUAGAGACCUUCAUCUCCACCCAUAUGGCUUCUUCCACACAAUAACUGGACAUUCGGCAGCCCUUGCCUGCAUCCCGAGGAACUUCUCCUGCACCCCAUCCCUGCUCCUGGGAGGGAAGGCCAGGCUAUGCCCCUGGCUGCCUCCUCUGCCAGGAUUUGUAUGGCUCCCCACCCCUUCCAAAACACACACUGUAAUUUCAAAACUCCAAGCAAAAAUAUGUACCAAGCGAGCAGGAGGCAGAGAUGGAGUUUUUGCACUGCUGAGAAAAGCCAGAGAAAGUAGUCAAGAAGGGCUUGUAGUGGACAAUAUCCUUUGAUCUGGGGCUGGCUGCCGAGGGAUGAGUGAUGGUGGAGUAGAUGGGCCCCCUUCUGCUCUUCAGAUGGGCCCCCAGAGCAAGGACAAAGCAGAGCUGGAAUGAGGAACAGAAAAAGGGAGCACUCAUCCUCUAUAAAGGAUGUAGAAGAGACACACACCUCCCAAGGUGCUGAGCCUUGGGAGAACUUGCUCUCCAACCAGAUUCAAGUUGUCUCUGGUUGCAGUGAGGUCCUGGCUGGUUCUCAGCCCACAAGCAGCCCCACAGGCUUGGCCCGAGGUGGAAACUGCAAGGAGAGCAGUCCCGAUGCCAAAGGUCUGAACCAGGCAGGGGAUACUUCCUGGAACUUCUACACAUUUGUGCCUUAGUGCAAGGCACCAGGAAUCUGCUCUGGCAGCAAUCAAGUGUGACAGAUGCACCCUACAUCAUAAACAGAAUACUGUUUUCAAAGUUAAAUUAAAAGACACACUCGUCUGUAGUAAGAGUUAAGAGCCUAAGUAAAACAUGGACCUUGAGUUUAAAUGCAAAA
Messenger RNA from Pantherophis guttatus, 3127 nucleotides. It is a transcript of the gene HNF1A, whose product is annotated as HNF1 homeobox A. Gene Ontology annotation, cellular component: nucleus. Gene Ontology annotation, molecular function: RNA polymerase II cis-regulatory region sequence-specific DNA binding; DNA-binding transcription factor activity, RNA polymerase II-specific. The record is from RefSeq and is a predicted model, not a curated record. Gene Ontology annotation, biological process: pancreas development; regulation of transcription by RNA polymerase II; positive regulation of DNA-templated transcription. NCBI's taxonomy places the organism in Eukaryota, Metazoa, Chordata, Lepidosauria, Squamata, Colubridae.